GGCGGGCCAUUCUCAGCUUCUCCUUCGCUCUUUGGCACCAAUGUCGGAGGUGUUUGUGCCUGGAAGAAAUGGACUCUGGCAAUGCACGAAUUUGAUCAUUCAGAGAUCCGAUCAGCUGAGUCUGUGAAUGGCGCCAAAACAGGACCCUAAACCUAAAUUUCAAGAAGGUGAAAGAGUCCUGUGCUUUCAUGGGCCACUGCUCUAUGAGGCAAAGUGUGUAAAGAUCAACAUAAAGGACAAACAGAUUAAAUACUUCAUUCAUUACAGCGGAUGGAACAAAAACUGGGAUGAAUGGGUUCCUGAAAGCAGAGUUCUCAAAUAUGUGGACAGCAACCUUGCGAAACAAAAAGAGCUUCAAAAGGCCAAUCAGGACCAUUAUGUUGAGGGAAAGAUGAGGGGUUUAGCACCAAGCAAGAAGAUUGCUGCUGUGCAGCAGAAAAAUGUUGAUCUGAAAGUGAAAAAGGCAAAGCAGAAGACCCCGGGGCCGGGUGAAGGCACCAGCAGCGGAGAAACGCCGCAGGGACCACGGAAGAAGAGGGCUCGGGUUGAUCCCACUGUGGAGAGUGAGGAGAUGUUCACCAACCGUGUGGAGGUGAAGGUGAAGAUCCCUGAAGAGCUGAAACCCUGGCUAGUGGAUGACUGGGACCUCAUCACCCGACAGAAACAGUUAUUUCAUCUGCCUGCUAAGAAGAAUGUUGAGACCGUCUUGGAGGACUAUGCAAACUACAAGAAAUCAAAAGGAAACUCGGACAAUAAAGAGUACGCAGUAAAUGAGGUGGUGGCGGGGAUUCGGGAAUACUUUAACGUCAUGCUGGGCACUCAGCUGCUUUAUAAGUUCGAGAGACCGCAGUAUGCUGAGAUACUGACUGAACACCCAGACAUGCCGAUGUCCCAGGUGUACGGAGCUCCACACUUGCUACGCCUAUUUGUUCGUAUUGGAGCCAUGCUGGCCUACACUCCACUGGACGAGAAGAGCCUGGCUUUGCUGCUCAGUUACCUCCAAGAUUUCCUCAAGUACCUGGUGAAGAAUUCAUCCACCCUCUUCAGUGCCACCGAUUAUGAGGUCGCGCCUCCAGAGUACCACCGCAAGGCCGUGUGAGAGCUCUCAGCACGCAGCGCUCCUGUCGAUGCUCAUCUCCCACGCCACAUGUAAAAUAACCAUUACCAUCCUUUUGAGUGCAGACUUGGAUGAGAUUUUUCACUUGAACUGAUUCACUUCCUCCGUAAAGGUCUCCGGAGCUUGUCUCAGUUCAGAAGUAAAAAAAAUACAUAAAUGAGGAAAUCUUUUUGAAGCAGAAAUGCUCCUCUUUUCUCCCUCUGUCCUUUUUGCUCUCUUAUUUGAAAAAUACACAUGAAAAAAAUGUAUUUUCUGUCGACGAGUUUCUGUUUCCACAAACAGCUCUUUGGUGUUUUUGUGCAUUCCACCUGAUAGAUAUUUGUUACUGUUGCAUGUGUGUAUUUAUUAGUGUUUCUUCUGCCACAUGAGGUGCAGUGUAAUGCUGGACGACACGCUCAGCACUCAGCAGUUGAUGUUUUUGUAUCUGUAUCUUGUGCAUUUGUAUCAAUUUGUAAAAAAAAAAAAAAAAAGUUUCUACACAA
Epinephelus lanceolatus (giant grouper) is the source of this 1599-nucleotide messenger RNA. RefSeq names its product mortality factor 4-like protein 1. NCBI's taxonomy places the organism in Eukaryota, Metazoa, Chordata, Actinopteri, Perciformes, Serranidae. The record is from RefSeq and is a predicted model, not a curated record. Gene Ontology annotation, biological process: regulation of DNA-templated transcription; chromatin organization. Gene Ontology annotation, cellular component: nucleus; NuA4 histone acetyltransferase complex.